GCUGUCCCUGGGGAGCGGAGAGACCUAGUGACCACUGAAUGGUUACAGUGUACAGGAGAGGGGAAACUGCCAGCAGAGACUGUUGGGGCGUAAGAGUGUUCAUGAAAGUGAGUAGAAGAGUAAGAGACAGCUUAAUAACAGUGUGAGUUUUUAGAAAGAGACUGACAUGCACAACAACUGCUGCUGAUCUCACAGAAAUAAUUUACAAAUGUCUGCUGGAGGCACAUCUUCUGAUACAAGAUCUAAAGGCAGAAGGACAAACGGCCUAGCUGUGCAUUAUGAUGAGGUGCCUCUAGAUUCUUCUCUCCCACAGAACAAUUUGCAGAAUUUACAGAAUUCUGAUCUUGCCCUCAGCUCAGAUCCUUUACCACCUCCUCCUCUGCCACUGCACCCUCCUUUUGGGCCAGAGUUUUAUCCAAGUGACAGUGAAGAGCCAGUUACCACACUUGAACUCAGACCUGUAAGGCGAUUCAUUCCGAGUUCUUGGAAAAACUUCUUUAGAGGAAAGCAAGAGAAUCAAUGGGAGGAACCCACUUCAGAAAUGAACUAUAUUUCCAAGGUAGUAGAGUGUUCUCCUCCACCAUCACCAUCCCUUGCUGCGUCAGGUCCUCAUGGGAAAGGCUCAGCUGUAGGUUCAAAAACAGCUAGUUCCUACCAAGAUGCCUAUGGUUCUGAUAUACCUCUACAAGACCCUUACGGCUCUCUUGGACGUCAAACACAUACUGUGAAGACGUACAGUGAGAAAGUGGAAGAGUACAAUUUGAGAUAUUCCUAUAUGAAGUCCUGGGCAGGCUUAUUACGGAUCCUCUGCAUUGUAGAGCUGCUUCUUGGAGCAGCUGUUUUUGCUUGUAUCACAGCUUACAUCCAUAAGGAUAAUGAAUGGUACAACAUGUUUGGCUACACGCAGCCUUAUGGAUAUACUGCUAGCAUGCAGGGGGGAUAUUACUAUAAUGGGCCCAAGACCCCCUUUGUACUUGUGGUGGCAGGUUUGGCCUGGCUAGUGACUAUAAUCCUCCUUGUCCUUGGAAUGUCUAUGUAUUAUCGAACCAUUCUUCUUGAUUCCAACUGGUGGCCUUUAACAGAAUUUGGAUUAAAUAUUGCUUUGUUUAUUCUGUACCUGUCAGCUGCUACUGUUUAUGUAAAUGACACCAACCGUGGAGGACUUUGCUAUUAUCAGUUAUUUAACACCCCAGUGAAUGCUGGAUUCUGCCGUGUGGAAGGAGGGCAAACAGCAGCUAUCAUCUUCUUGUUUGUCACCAUGAUUGUGUAUUUAAUUAGUGCAAUCGUUUGUUUAAAACUUUGGAGGCAUGAGGGAUCCCGGAGAAGAAGGGAGUAUAUAGAGAAUGAGAUGAGGUCAUCUUCCCAAAUCCCACCGCCCAAACUCAUGCGUGAUGUGGCCUUAGGCAAUGACCAAAUACAUGAGGUUGCUGCCCAUCGAAGAGACAUUAAAAUGGUUGAAAUGCAACCUGAGCUGCUCAGUGGCUACAUUCCUGCUGGUCAUAUUCCAAAACCCAUCGUGAUGCCCGACUAUGUGGCAAAAUACCAAUCUAUAAAUUCUGAUGAUGAGAGAGACCGGUAUAAAGCUGUGUUCAAUGAUCAGUUUUCAGAAUACAAAGAGCUUUCUGCAGAGGUUCAGGCAGUUAUAAAAAAGUUUAGUGAACUGGACACAAUUAUGAGCAAACUUCCAAGGAACCCUGAGAAUCAACAGGAGUAUGAAAGAAUUUCUAAAGUUCUCCAAGAGUAUCAGAAGAAACGAAAUGAUCCUUCUUUUCUGGAAAAGAAGGAGCGUUGCGAAUACUUGAAAAAUAAACUUUCGCACAUCAAGCAAAGGAUUCAGGAAUAUGACAAAGUCAUGAACUGGAACGAUGGCUUUAAAUAGGCACAUUCAUCUCCAACAAAGAAAACCAUUAUUUUAUAUCUGCUGUACUUGUAAAUAUCAAUGUGAACUAAGUCAACUAUCUGUUUAAAGGGACACAAAACAGUUUGAGAUCUGUGCAUAUCCUAAAAGGGCUAACUAAUUAAAAAUAGUUUGCAUAAAAAAAAUGUUUAAAAAUUGCUGGCUAAUAUUUUAAAAUAAUUUUCAAAAAUAAGCAAAAUGAAUUACAUAGCUAAGCUGCCUGGGUCAGACAACUCCACCCCCUUCUUAUCAGUGUUUAGACACAGACAUUGUAUUUCAAUGAGUUCACAUCUUCUUGGCAUGCUCCAGCAGAUAAUCACUGUGCACUUUUGUUUUCUACCAAAAGCAACCAUAGGUAUAGUUACAGCCAUAAAAGGAAUUGUGUGGGGGGAGUUAGACCUUUACCAUUCAGAAACUAAAAAGAAAGGGUCAAUGGAGAGGCACUGCAGUAUAAAUUUGCAGGUAAAGUAAUUAAAGUACAUAUUAUUAUAUUUUGUCUCUAUCCCAACUUGUUUUAUGUCCCUUUAACUGUAACACCAGCUUCAUUUAUAUAUUUUAUUUUGUAAAGAAAUUCACCUAUGUAUUUUUAUAUAUAUAUAUAUAUAUAUAAAUCUGUUUUAUGUUGCUAGUUUGACCGUUAGAAUUUUAUAGGAAAUAUUGUUGCAUUUUUUUUUUCUUAAUGGUUUCUCAAUCGUUUUAUAAAAAACAAGACAAUUAUUUGCUGCCCACUAUAUAAGUGUUUCAGUCACAAACAGAACAAUACCUCAGUAACAAAUUAUUAACUUCAACUUGUGCAACAAGACAAAACAAUGAUAUAUGUGAUACCUUGUUCUAUUUGGUGGGUGAUAAAUAUGUUGUGCACCAUCAAUAGCAAAUGAAAAGACUGCACAGAACAGGUAUUUAAUACUUUGAAUUGUGAAUUAAAUCUGUAAAAGCAUUUUUAAUAAAAUCAGAGAAUCCUUUAUUCCA
This is a messenger RNA of Bombina bombina (fire-bellied toad), 2866 nucleotides long. RefSeq names its product MARVEL domain containing 2 (gene MARVELD2). The coding region runs from base 209 to 1879 and encodes 556 amino acids. Gene Ontology annotation, cellular component: cytoplasmic vesicle; apical plasma membrane; bicellular tight junction. Gene Ontology annotation, biological process: bicellular tight junction assembly. The record is from RefSeq and is a predicted model, not a curated record. NCBI's taxonomy places the organism in Eukaryota, Metazoa, Chordata, Amphibia, Anura, Bombinatoridae. The transcript has 7 exons.